UAUGUAUUCCCGUAAGUUGAUCACAUUAUUUUCUAUAUAAAGAAUUCUAUCUCUUAGAUUUGGAUAAAUGAAUACGGAAUAAUGUUGCAUAAGGAAACGUCAGCAUUUAUACUAGUAUUGAUUGUGGAUAUGAUAUUUAGUGAAUGUAAUGUUGGCUGCCAAUCAUGCUCCGGUUCAACUUGCACAAGUUGUGAAUCAUCUUACUAUUUAUCAAAUGGCUUCUGUUUAAUAUGUCCUCCAGAUUGUGUAAGGUGUAACAGCUACGAUGACUGUACUUUAUGUAAGCCAAAUAAAUAUGGUUUGCAUGAAAGAUGUGCUUUCAUUUGUGAUGGUAAUUGUCUAAAUGGUGAAUGUCAUGCUAAAACGGGAGAGUGUACGAAAUGUAGGCCCGGUUUAUAUGGACUUCAAUGUCGACACAAUUGUAGUUUAUGUGAAAAUGAACGUUGUGAUUUACGGAAAUGUUCGAGUGGUUGUAGAGAUGGAUAUUAUGAGUACAAAACCGGAUUCGAAACAAUAUGCCAAACCUGUCCGUCAAAUUGUAAACAUUGUACGGAUGGAAAAACAUGUAAUAUUUGCAAUAAUGGUCUUCACCUGUAUCAGUUUAAUGGCAAUGUUCACUGUGUGUCAUGUUCGCAAGAAUCACAAUGUCCAGACUGUGUUAUUGAAGGUUGUAACCUGUGUCAAAUACACAAUGAUUCGUUAGUCUGCGCUGAUUGUCCAGAAGGACAAAUUUUUAAUGGUAAAACAUGCGAAUCAAACACAUCAUUAUGCUCUAAAGAAUGUUCUACGAUUUGUGAUAGUACUGGAACAUGUCAAGGAGAAUGUAAUGAGGGCUGGGCUGGUGAAAAAUGUUCCAAACAAUGUAACAGCAAAUGUUUAAAAUGCUCAAAAGUUUACGAAAAUAGUUGUCUACUGUGUGUUGGUCAUUUUUAUUCAACCGAUUGCAGUUUAGCCUGCAACACGGCAUGCAUAGUAAAAAGUGGUAAACAUACAUGUGAACAUACAAGCGGAUAUUGUUUAAACGGAUGUAACAAAACAUUUUGGGGCGAUACUUGCGAUAAACCUUGUCCUAAUGGAUGUAAAGAUCUGAAAUGUGAUAGAAAGAAUGGUACAUGUACGGAUGGAUGUAUGGAUGGACUGAGUGGAGAUGAAUGUACUCAAACUAUCACAAUUGAAACAUCAGUGACAACAACAACAACAACAACAACAUCAGCCGAACCUGUAACACAACAACAAACAUGUGUGCACUGUGAGGAUAAAGUUAAUAUUUUUACCGUUGGUUAUUUCUCUGGAUUCGGAUCUUGUGCUGCAAUAGUGGUGUUUGCUGUAUUGUUUUACCUGAUAAGACGAAGGUAUCUUGCAAGUAAAACGCCCGUAGGUAGCCGACGUAACGUUGAGGUUCCAACAUAUUAUAACACUAGAACCGAUUUCGGAGUUGGAAACACAGAGUCAGUCGAUGUGACUAAUAAUUACGAGAGUUUGAGUAACCACACGAUCACGGAUAAUGUUUACAAUGAUCUAAGAACAACAUAGACGUAAGAUAAAUGGUUUUAGUAAUUUAUUAGCGAGAACAGCUAAUAAAUUGUUAGACUGUGUCUGUUGUUUAUCUUAAUUUCCAAUACACAUUUUUGUGAUAAUAAAAACCCUUUUUAUUCUUAAUCCCAAACAUGCAUUUAAGAGGUUGCAGUAUUGUCCCUUUGUGCGUUUACACUAUAAGCCUUUCAUGUCCAUUUUAGCUAAUUCACAUGUUGACUUCUCCUGCAUGUUUAUCUUUAGUGUUAAUAAAAGUAUAUUUGUUGAUAUUGAGACGGAUUAAAAACAAUACCAGGAAGCAACAUUGCAGGAAUUUUCAAAGAUUGCGUCAAGGUAUUUUUACUUGCCUAUGUCUGCGUAUUCUUUAACUCAGCAACGAUAAGAUGUCAUGAAUAUCCUUCUAUUACGGUUAAGAUACAUAAAAAGAUGUUCAAACCUAUGUACAUAACGGAUAAGGGAUCUGUCCAAUAGUGCAGCAGAAUUUGUGAGUUAUGGUCUUUGAAUAAAAAGCGAUUUGGUCUGUUAUUUUCUGUCUUGUACUACACAGCAUCAUGCUUCAAAGAGGCGGCGACAUGUAGGAAACAAACUGCCCGAUCACCCCUUAAUACAACUACUGCAUUGGCUACCGUCAUACACAUGCGAGAAUUGAUCUCUCUUGAUUUGUGAAUAUUUCAAUUCUAUAUUUAGAAAACAUGUUAAGAAUGUAAUUACCAACAUACUUAUUGGACUAUUUUGUGAAAAAUCUAAUAAUUUGAUUUGUUCAGCAACACAGAAAUAAAUGUAAAUGUUACUGCAUUAUUAGAAAGAAUUAGGUGCCAGCAAAAAAUUUCCUUGAAGUUUCCUCUGUGUCAUAGCACAUAACAUUUACAGUAACUCAUCAAACAACUAAGGGUAUGAUCUUGUAAACAUUACUCAUAAAUUUCGCUAACCGACGGUUAUCAGAUUUGGUAGGUCUUUGUUAGAUAAAGAAAGUUUUUUAUUGUUAUUUGUAAUAGUUUUCAACGUAGUGCUUUAAACAAUGCAUUGUUAAUAUUAAAACAUAAUGGAUUCAUUGUUAAAUGUUUUAGUUAUACAAUCAUAUUAAAUAAACAAAUUUAUAAAUUUCACCUCGUUAUGGGAUAAAAAUACUUCUACUUUUGCCAAUGUCUUCUUCUUAAUCAAUAAUUAUUUGUAGAUCUAGGAAGACCAUAACCAUAGACGUCACAGAAAUGGUAGGCAGAACUUUGCUAUGUCAGAAUCAGGAUAAAUAUUAUAUCUAGACAGAAAUGUAGUGACCUUUUACAUAAGAUACGUUUUACUGUGGUGUUUAAAACUCUAUUUGGGCAAUGUUUGUUAAUUGAGGCAAAAUGUAUAUUUAAAAGAUAUUAUUAUAGUAUACCAUCUGUAUUAUGUUUUCUCAAUUAAUGUUUGAAUGCCGUUAUCAUUUAAAGAUUAUUGUUUAAGAAUUAGAAAGAUGCUAAUAUUCUCUUUUUAUUGCGUGAACCUACAUGUGAUAUAGAUAUCUAUUUAAGUAUCCAUACUGAACUUUUUUUCACAUCUAACAGAC
Molecule: messenger RNA, 3079 nt
Organism: Ruditapes philippinarum (Manila clam)
Lineage: Eukaryota; Metazoa; Mollusca; Bivalvia; Venerida; Veneridae
Product: proprotein convertase subtilisin/kexin type 5-like
Exons: 5
Coding region: 82-1533 (483 amino acids)
Molecular function (GO): protein binding
Source: RefSeq, a predicted model, not a curated record